Nilaparvata lugens (brown planthopper) is the source of this 1815-nucleotide messenger RNA. RefSeq lists its product as uncharacterized. The transcript is spliced from 10 exons. Gene Ontology annotation, molecular function: odorant binding; olfactory receptor activity. Gene Ontology annotation, cellular component: plasma membrane. Bases 247 to 1722 code for a protein of 491 amino acids. Gene Ontology annotation, biological process: sensory perception of smell; detection of chemical stimulus involved in sensory perception of smell. Lineage: Eukaryota; Metazoa; Arthropoda; Insecta; Hemiptera; Delphacidae. The record is from RefSeq and is a predicted model, not a curated record.
AAAGGUAUACUCCAUUAUUAAACAGAUUCGCACAGUUUUCCUUCAAUGAGUUUCUUAAUCAUCAACUUCUCAAACAAUAAUUAAAGUAGUGUUAUACUAUAUGACGGACAUCAAAUAAUAUCAAUUAAUCCAAUAUUCCUAUUCACCGAACCAUACUUUGUCAUUAUUAUGGGUAAUACUCAUCACCCAUAUACACAAAAUAUUCAACGGAAAGUUCUCCAUUUCGAAAGAAAUUGAGGAACAUCCAUGCUCAUUUUAAGUCCAAUCAUAAUAUUGAUUAAAAACAUUUUUGUACUCCGCAUAUUCACAAUAAUGAUUGGACAAAUUUUAAAACUAUUCCGAAAAUUAUUAUGUAUGUUCGUCAUCCUUCUAAUGACGUCACAUCAUGUGCUUCCGUCUCCUCUCAUCACCAACUCAACUCUCCACAAACGACAAACUCCAUUGGACGAAUCUGAGAACUCACGCAAUGUAUUCACAGUGGACGAUCCAAACGAAAUGGGGAAUGGUAAAAUCAGACAUAAAAGACAAGAAUGCCAAGGCGGUUUCGAAUGUGACGAUGACCAAUGGUGCUACAACAACAUGUGUGAAUAUCCGUGUCCUAAACUUGCCUGCGAGAGGGUUCAUCCACCAGAUGGUCGUUGUAUAGUGAGGGACCACCAACCUGUGUGUGUAACGGCCGAAGGCUUGACUGAGCAGGAACUGUUGAAGAAGAAUGGAGGCUGCACAUUCAGCUCGGACUGUGGUGCCAAUGAGUGGUGUCAUAACGACAAGUGUGAAGACCCCUGUCUGAAAAUGAAUUGUGGCGCAAUUUAUGACAAUGGAAAAUGUUCCGUGGAAAACUAUCAACCAGUCUGCAAACCCAGUGACGAGAUCAUAAACCCGGACGAUUCAGGUUCAAAUAGGGAAAAAGGUUCCCGAGUAGAUGUGACAGGGUUCGCUCUACCGAUCAGCUUCUGGUACCCUGAUCAGUACACCACCACUUACACUUAUUUCUCACUCUACAUUCUGCAAGUUAUCUACCUCUAUCUUUUUGCUGGAUACAUGUACUGUGGUCUCACGUCUGGUUUUAUGGCUCUCAAAAUUACAAUUUAUGAUCUGAAGUUUUUGUGUCUCACUGUACAAGAAUGGGAUGGAGAUAAUAUCGAGAAUAAUACAAGUGAUGUUCAUUGCGAGUAUGGUAAUCGGUUGGGUGAGGAUUGCAACAUGUGUUUAAAAUAUUCGGAAAAUGAUAGUUCUGAGUAUGAUCUAUCUUCAUUGAGAGCUGGUAUUGUUGGAGUGAUAAGGUUCCAUGAUAUUAUUUGCAGCAGGGCAAGUAGUAUGAAUAAGGAUUUCGAAAUGAUGUAUACAAUUUUGAAUAAUACAAUUUGCUUUCAAAUAUGUGUGUGCCUCUACUCUUCAGCAAAGAUGGACGACUUGGUUCUAAAAUUGGAGAAUUUUGUGAUCGUUAUACCUCUGGCAGGCAUGUUAUUUCUCUAUUGUUUUUACGCUCAACAAUUGUUGAAUGAGGGUGAAAAAUUUCGAACAACACUUUGGGAAAGCAAUUUCAUUGACAAGCCGAAAUGGUUCAAAUCGUCAAUGUUGAUAAUCAUGAUUCGCAUCGCUAAAGAACUGGAAAUAAAGCCAUUCGGAUUCUAUGUUCUGAAUUUGAGAACAUUUUCUAUGGUAAUGAAAGCAGCCUAUUCUUAUUAUAGUAUGCUUAAUUCACUGAAGAAGAGAAUAUGAAAAAGGAAAAUAAUUACCUUAUUAUGAAGAUUGACAGAAAUUUCUUUCUAUAGAAUUUCUAUAGUUUCAAUUCAAAAUUUGUUCAAAAAUUGA